Molecule: messenger RNA, 1755 nt
Organism: Linum tenue
Lineage: Eukaryota; Viridiplantae; Streptophyta; Magnoliopsida; Malpighiales; Linaceae
Source: the annotation of a GenBank genome assembly
UGCCAAUCUGCAUUGUCGCUCGCUUUUUCUUUCUCACGAUCCCGAUCGGAUCCGCUCUUGACGCGUGGCAUCUGCUGUAGCAUCAACGGCCCCAGUGAGCCUCCCAUACUUGUUCGGCGGUAAAAAGUCUUCAAGUUAGUCCUUCUCUUCCAGACCAUUUUGACCAUUCCAACAAAUCACACAGAAAGAAAACUCUGCUUCUUCUUCCCCCAAAUUCCUCCGUCCCCCGCCAUUGGCCCAUUGCUAUAAAUCCCCGCGGCUCUCUUCUCUUCAAUCCUAUCCAACAAUCAAAAUCAAAACUCUGAUCUCUCUCUCUCCACCAAUUUCCAUCUCAAUCAGUUUCCUCCAGCCAAAAUGCACAAAGUGACUUCAACUUCGUCGCUGGGUCCGGGCGGCCUGGACCUAACCCAGUCCUUCUUCAAGCCGAUCCAGAACACGGCCCCUCCGUCCCCCACAAAGCGGCACACCAAGAUCUCCGUCAUCGGCGUCGGCAACGUCGGAAUGGCCAUCGCGCAGACCAUCCUCACCCAGGACCUAGCCGACGAGCUCGCCCUCGUCGACGCCGUAAAAGACAAGCUCCGCGGCGAGAUGCUCGACCUCCAGCACGCCGCUGCUUUCCUUCCGCGCACCCAGAUCCUCUCCUCGACCGAUUACUCCGUCACCGCCGGAUCUGACCUCUGCAUCGUCACCGCCGGCGCCCGCCAGAACCCGGGAGAAUCCAGGCUCAAUCUUCUUCAGCGGAACGUCGGCCUCUUUAAGAAGAUCAUCCCUCCAUUGGCGCAGCUUUCCCCCGACGCGAUUCUCCUAAUCGUUUCGAAUCCGGUCGAUGUGCUCACUUAUGUAGCGUGGAAGCUCUCCGGGUUCCCCUCGAAUCGGGUCAUCGGGUCGGGCACUAACUUGGAUAGCUCCCGGUUCAGGUUCUUGAUCGCUGACCAUCUCGAUGUCAAUGCCCAGGACGUCCAGGCGUACAUAGUGGGGGAGCACGGCGACAGUUCAGUGGCGCUGUGGUCGAGCAUAAGCGUGGGCGGGGUGCCGAUCCUGAGCUUCCUGGAGAAGCAGCAGAUCUCGUGCGAGAAGGAGACGCUGGAGAGGAUCCACAAGGAGGUGGUAGGUUCCGCGUACGAGGUGAUCAGUUUGAAGGGAUACACGUCGUGGGCGAUUGGGUACUCGGUGGCGAAUCUGGCGUUUUCGAUCCUGCGAAACCAGAGGAAGAUCCACCCGGUCACCGUAAUGGCCAAUGGGUUCCACGGCAUCGAAGCCGCUGGCGGCGGUGGCGAAGUAGGGGAGGUGUUCUUGAGCCUACCGGCUCUGCUGGGGAGAGGCGGCGCCUUGGCGGUGACGAAUGUGCACAUGACGGAGGAGGAGGCGCAGCGGCUCAGGGACUCGGCCAAGACUCUGCUCGAGUUGCAGAGGCAGUUGGACUUGGAGGUUUAAGAUGAGAGUGGUAACUUGUAAGUUGUAAGUCAUUUGGGAGAUUCAUGUGUACAUAUAACGAAACGAGUUGUUGCGUAGUUUGCAAGUGUUUCUGUCUCCCACGUCAUCCGUAGACCGUAGUUGGCUUUGGUAUUCCACGUAGUUGAGAAUGCUUUGAUCGGGGGAGUUUUCCUUUACAAGAAUUCAGUGAAGAAGAGAGUGCUUCUAUGCUCUCUUUGAUAUGCUAAUGGGGGUUACUCUGUUUUGUUGUUAACGAUAGAGAAAUCAAAUGUGGACUGAAACACAUUAAAAAAAAAACAAUUUGUACUGUGAAUAACCUGU